Molecule: messenger RNA, 717 nt
Organism: Angiostrongylus costaricensis
Lineage: Eukaryota; Metazoa; Nematoda; Chromadorea; Rhabditida; Metastrongylidae
Source: the annotation of a GenBank genome assembly
AUGGGAGUGAAAAUCGAUCGGCAGUUACACCAUCUUCGCUUUACUGAUGACAUCGUACUUAUAACACUAAACAUUAGCCAAGGAGAACGUAUGCUUGACGACUUUGAUAAAGCCUGUGGAAAGAUUGGUCUUCGACUAAGCCUUACAAAAACGAUGUUCAUGAAGAACGGAUUGGUUUCGUACGAUCCAUUUACGCUCAACGGAACGAGUAUCUUCUCAUGCUCCAGCUAUGUCUAUUUAGGCCAGGAAAUCAAGAUGAUAAACGGCUUAGCUGCAGAGCUGUGCAGAAGAAAACGAGCGGCCUGGGUACCUUUCAAGAGCAUCGGGAAUGCAGUGAAGAGCACAAAGAACACCCGGCUCCUCGCCCACCUUUUCUACUUAACGGUACUUCCUGCUUUAUCGUUUGCGUCAGAGACCUGGUGUCGAUGCGCAAGCGGGAUGAAAGGUCCACUCAGCGUUAUCGAACGCGCAGUCGAAAGGACGGUGCUAGGUGUAAACCGUUUCAGACAAGUAAGGGAUGGGAUCCGAAGCUCCGACCUACGCCAGCGUUCGAAAAACAGAGAUACCGUUCUGUACGCCAAACAGUCGAAGAUAAGGUGGGAUAGCCACGUAAUGCGGAUGAAUGAGAACCGAUGGAUAGGAGCCGUUAGUGAAUGGGUUCCUUGCGAUUUCAAACGUACUUCGGGAAGACCACCGACCCGAUGGUCAGAGUUCUGA